ACUUUGUUACUUUUGCCUUCAAAAACCUACCUUAAAAAUCGAAAAGAGCGAAUCUCAUAGAAGCUUCUUGAACGAAAUCACCUCAACUGUCUCAUUCUACUAUUUCCCCAGUCUUUAAUAGUAAUAAUACUGCUAUCAUCAACCACUCCGAGUAUAUCCGUCUGCAACAAAUUCAUUAUUCUCAGUCUUUGAUCGGUCUAUACUUGGAUCACCUAUAGAGCUUCGGUAUGCUGCUUUGCCGAUGAUACUGUCAUUUACGGUGCAAGACAAAGAAGAAUCCCUCAAAAAGUGAUAGAUAGUUCCCUUCUUAUCACAGUUCCGAAAUGUUCCAAACAUUCAGUGGGAGUUCUCGCAAACCAAGACAAGUCAAUCUUUCUGGCCAAAAUCCAAAUCCAUUCGCUGCCAGCUCCUGGAAUUCUCCGCCUUCCGCUGCUCAGAAGACAUUGGCACAUGCGCAACAAGAGAGAGAGCAGCGUCAGAGAGAAAGAGAGAGGCUCAACGCUUCGAAGAAAAUCCAGAGAGUAUGGAGGGGUCAUAAAAUCAGAACCGAGCUUGCCGAUGCACGAAGACGACAAUACCAGUUGUCCUACACUACUCACGAAGAAAGGUCCGAUGUGCCCAUUACAGUUGAGCAAUUACAGCUGUUGGUUGCAUUUUGCAGCUCCGAACGGCAGGAUGAUAUAGCACAAUUGACGGCACUUGGCAGAAAGUUGGUUGGUAAUAAUAAUGCCGAACUUAUAGGUCAAGCAGAGUAUCAACCUUAUUUGCUGAAACUAGCAAAGCUCAUACUCAGCGCGCUCAUGGGGUACGCUUACUCACAUGUGUUUAUUCUUGAAUAACUUCUAACCUCUUCAGUAGUUCCUUACCCAGCUACGACACAGCCCUAUUCAAGCUCCUGUUGAAUAUACUAGUGCAAAAAAGAGAUAUACUCCCACAUAUUUCAAUUCCUUAUUACAACUUUCUGUCAGCCGCAGUGGUCAACAGCAGUAUCACUGAUGGACGUCGUGCAGAGCUUGUCUCGGCAGCACUCUUUCCUCUUGAAGAACCUCCUUUGGCGCCAGGAGAUUCGUCCAGUAUGUCUCCCCUGCCCUAUGUGAACCUGCCAUACCUUGUUACUGAUCCGAUAUAGUUUCAAUUUCACUAGAUAUCUAUUCAGCCAUGGCAUCUCGGUUCCUUACCAUUCCAAAUUUGGAGACUAGACUUGGAGAUUUACAAGGACUCGCAUCUAAGAUGAGCGGCAACCGUCUAGCUACAGCUAUAGUCCGUGACUACUCAAACAUCUCUUCCUUGCAGUCAAACCCAGAGGCAAAGCUAUGGCUGCUUGCUCACUUCAUUGUAAUAUAUCAUAUGCGAGAGCAUCAUGAACAAGAAGUUGACCUAUUGAGAGCCUUGUCUCUCCAGCUAACAGCGUGCGCGGUCGAUAUUAUUGGCAAGGUGGAUAGCGUCAAACCAACGUCUAAAACUUCUCAAAAAAAGGAAAGCGAAGGAAAGGAAGUGCAUCUUGUACGGAGCUUGCCCACAUUCAUCAGUAGUCAGUUAAUAUCUUUGGUAAAUAAAGCUUCAAUAGUAGGAUUACUCGAGAGAUUUAACAUGUAAGUCAAGCACGUUUUACUUUCUUAAUCUUCGCUAAUAACUUGGCAUCAGCGAUUAUGCCAAAAGAUCGACAACGGGCCAGGAGGAUGCAAGCUUCUUAGCAAGUUAUGCUCUUACACUGUUGAGAAUCUUCCCACAUCGUGCGGAUGAAAUUAGAAUGUGGCUUUGUUCUAGCUCUAUGACAGCUUCAAAUGGUGACCAGGUGCUGGCUCUCAAGUUUUUUUGGCAGGCAAUGAGCUCAACUAGCACCUUCAAAGCUAUCGUGGCGGAUUCGAAAGCUGCAUUAGAAAUCCUUCGGUAUCAAAAGCAACACAGUAAUGAACCAUCUCAAGAAGUUAUGUCAAGGAAUCGAGAAUGGAGAACCAUUCUUCUUUUCUUAGAACUUUAUACAUUUGUCCUAAAAUUCAUAGACGAUGAGGACUUCCUCGGCGGCAGCAUGGAGUCAAGUCAAGCAAGUGGUACUGUUUCCAAGAUUCGAGGGAGUGCACUUCCAUUGGAAGCUGUCGAGAAACUCACCCUUUUUCUGAAGAACAUCUCAUUCACUACUUAUUAUAAUGCUGCAGAACUUUCUGCUGAUGAUAAGCCUGGUAUGGAAGAUGGUCUAAGCACCUAUCUCAGCAUCAACAAUCAAUCUGGAAAGGAAAAAAGGAGCCUUGGCGAGGGGCCAACGACAAGUAACUCAAGUUGGCCAUUCGCCGGAAUUUCGGGCAUGACGUUCUACUAUAUGAGGACAAUUGUUAUCGGGGUCAUGCGAAUGAUCUAUGAACGAGAUUCGAGACGACAAUUUUUGCCAAAGGAUCAUUGGCUCAUGACGACACGUUUUGACAUGAAAGGCUUUAUUGUUGAUGUUAUUAAGGAGCAGGAAAGACGACAAGAAGUUGUAGACGGUGGAGGUACUGAAGACGAGAUUGAUGAAGAUGCAGAAGAGUUUGGGCCUGUCCAGGGCCUCAGUAUAAGUCGCUUGAGUCGACCGCAUUUGAUGAUACAGCAGGAGAUUUUCAAUCGGCAGCAGCGAAAACUCAAUAAACGGAAACUCAUGGCCGCCGUUGGACCAAGAAUUGAGGUAUUAGAAAAUAUGCCAUUUGUUAUCCCUUUUGAAACUCGUGUUGAGAUAUUUCGUCAGUUCGUCAUGUUGGAUCAACUCAAGAGACGAGCAGGAGUCGUCGAUCCGGAUUCAUGGCGAAUGCGAAUAGCAGAUAUGUCACUUAGUAUGCAUGCUGCACGAGAAAUCCUUGGCAGGCAUCAUGCACGGAUUCGUCGACAAAAGGUUUUUGAAGAUGCUUUUGCGGCCUUCUAUCCACUGUCAGAAGGGCUUAAAGAACCAAUUCAGAUCACCUUUAUUGACAGCUUCGGUACGGUUGAGGCUGGUAUUGACGGCGGUGGAGUGACGAAAGAGUUUCUCACCAGUGUAACAAAUGAAGCAUUUCGCAGCCCUCUAGACUAUGGUAGUUGCACAUCCCUUUUUGUGACGAAUGAUCAAAAUCUACUCUACCCCAAUCCAACAGCGACUGAACAAGAUUAUGAAUUUUUGAGAUCGAAUGGGAUAAACGAUUCCAACCCUGAUUGGAAGGCAUAUAGCGCACAGCUGCGCAAUCGCAUGCAAUUCUUAGGUCGCAUAAUAGGGAAGUGUUUGUAUGAGGGAAUUCUCGUCGAUAUCAAUUUUGCCGGAUUUUUCCUUCUCAAAUGGUCUGCUGCAUUUUCUGGUUCAGAAGCAACAAGCCGUGGCAAUCUCAACGAUUUACGUGACCUUGACGAAGGAUUAUAUCAAGGGCUAUUAAAACUUAAAAACUAUCCUGGAAAUGUCGAGGACUUCUCGCUCGACUUCACCAUAACCGACACAAUUCCCAGCCCCAUACCGGGUGUCCGUCCUAAAAUCAUCACCCGGGAUCUCAUGCCAAAUGGCUCCAAUAUUCCUGUUACAAAUGAAAAUCGUCUCCUAUACAUCGCAUACGUCGUUCGGCACCGGCUCCAUAUUCAACCUUACGAACUUACCCAAGCUUUCCUUCGCGGUCUCGGCCAGAUCAUAAAUCCUUCAUGGUUGAGCAUGUUUAACCAAGUCGAACUUCAAACUCUAAUUUCCGGCGAAACAUCCCAGAUCAACAUUGAUGAUUUACGUAGAAACACCCAAUAUGGCGGUGUAUAUCAGAUUGGAGAUGAUGGACUUGAACACCCGACUGUCAUGAUGUUCUGGCAAGUCAUGGAAGAGUUUGAAGAUGAGGAUAGGAGAAAAGUACUCAAGUAUGUGACGAGCACACCAAGAGCACCCUUAUUAGGAUUCUCAUCGUUGAAUCCACUGUUUAGUAUCAGGGAUGGUAGUGCGGAUGAGAAGCGACUGCCAAGUGCGAGUACGUGUGUUAAUCUGUUGAAAUUGCCGAGAUAUAAAAGUAAGGAGAAGCUGAAGGAAAAGUUGUUGUAUGCAAUUAAUGCAGGGGCCGGUUUUGAUCUUUCUUGAUUGAGGUGUUUGUAAAGGGAUGGGUAUUAUAUGGAGCCGGAAAGGAGGAGAAAAAAAUACUUAUGACGCAAAUGAUAAAUGCGAAGCGAUGAUUGAUGACAUUCCUACAAGAUACAAUAUUAUGCAUGGUCCAGGCGUUUUCUUUUAUUUCAUUUCCCAUUCUAGACGAACUGAGUUAGUUGAUGAAUGUAUGGAUAAGAUGGUGGUGUAGUAUGAUAUCAGCGUUGGAUGGAAAAACUCCUAGAUUAAAACAGCGUGCUUAUGGUAGAUUGAUUUGUAGAUGGAACGUUUACUCAGCGGGAGGAGAAGGGUAAGGAUGAUGGUUUGUCUACAUAUCUUAGCGAAGAAUGAUAGGAGGGAUGAAUAGGAUGGAUGGAUGGAUGGUCAUGAAUUUGCAUAGAUAGCAAAUCA
Molecule: messenger RNA, 4456 nt
Organism: Sclerotinia trifoliorum
Lineage: Eukaryota; Fungi; Ascomycota; Leotiomycetes; Helotiales; Sclerotiniaceae
Source: the annotation of a GenBank genome assembly